CCUGCGCUCCGGAGAAGGUGAACCAAAGCUUGUAAGAAACGUUUGCAGUGAGAUCCGUCCAACAGAGCAUGCAUCCACAGGAAUUUGGCAAAAACCCACAUGAGCUGUACUACAUGCAGGUUCAGCGUGAGAGAGAGAGGGGUGAGAAGAUGGAGGACAGCCCCAGGAACAGGAAGUUGAGGGUGUGUGUGGCCACCUGUAACCGUGCCGACUACUCCAAGCUGGCUCCCAUCAUGUUUGGCCUGAAGGCCGACCCGGAAAACUUUGACCUGCGGGUGGUGGUGCUGGGGUCCCACCUCAUUGACGAUUACGGGAACACGUUCCGCAUGAUCGAGCAGGACGAAUUCGAGGUCAGCUCCAAGCUGCACACCAUCGUGCGUGGGGAGGACGAGGCCGCCAUGGUGGAGUCGGUGGGCCUGGCGCUGGUCAAGCUGCCGGACGUCCUGCGGCGGCUGAACCCGGACGUGCUGCUCGUCCACGGCGACCGCUUCGACGCGCUGGCGCUGGCCACCGCCGCGGCGCUCAUGAACAUCCGCAUCCUGCACGUGGAGGGCGGGGAGGUGAGCGGCACCAUCGACGACUCCAUCCGCCACGCCAUCUCCAAGCUGGCGCACUACCACGCCUGCUGCACCCGCAGCGCCGAGCAGCACCUUAUCGCCAUGUGCGAGGACCACAGCCGCAUCCUGCUGGCCGGCUGCCCCUCCUAUGACCGACUCCUCACCUCUUACCACAGCGAGGACUCCGCCAAAGUCAUACAGCACUGGCUCGGAGAUGAUGUGAAAGAGAACGGCUACAUCCUGGCUCUGCAGCACCCCGUCACCACCGACAUCGAGAACUCUGUGAAGAUGUACGGCCUGAUGCUGGACGCCCUGAUAUCCUUUAACAAGAGAACGCUCAUCCUCUUCCCCAACAUCGACGCAGGAAGUAAGGAUAUGGUGCGUGUGAUGAGGAGGAAGGGGAUCGAACGACACCCCAACUUCCGGGCGGCGAAGCACGUGCCCUUUGACAAGUUCAUCCAGCUGGUGGAACACGCCGGCUGCAUGAUCGGUAACAGCAGCGGAGGGGUGCGGGAGGCGGGGGCGUUUGGAACGCCCGUCAUCAACCUGGGGUCCCGCCAGACGGGCAGAGAGACAGGUGAAAACGUCCUUCAUGUGCGAGAUGCAGACACACAGUAUAAGAUCUACCACGCCCUAGAGCUGCAGUUUGGGAAGCGCUAUCCCUGCUCUAAGAUCUACGGUGAUGGGAACUCAGUGCCGCGCAUCCUGAAGUUCCUGCAGAGCAUCGAUCUGGACGAGCCGCUGCAGAAGUCCUUCCGCUUCCCACCGGUGAAGGAGUGCUUCUCCCAGGACAUCGACCACAUCCUGGAGACCCAGAGCGCCCUGGCCGUAGACCUGGGAGGGACCAACCUGCGUGUGGCCAUCAUCAGCAUGAAGGGGGGUAUAGUGAAGAAGUUCUGCCAACCAAACCCAAAAAACUAUGAAGCCAGGAUGGAACUCAUUUUGAAAAUGUGCACAGAUGCUGCAAUCCAAGCUGUGGACCUCAACUGCAGAAUCUUGGGUGUGGGCGUGUCCACUGGCGGCCGUGUGAAUCCUCAGGAGGGGGUGAUCAUAGACUCCACCAAGCUGAUCAAGGAGUGGAGCGGCAUUGACAUUCGCACGCCCAUCUCCGACGCCCUGCAUCUGCCCGUGUGGGUGGACAACGACGGGAACUGUGCUGCCCUGGCGGAGAGGAAGUUCGGCCACGGCCGAGGGGUGGAGGACUUUGUGACCAUCAUCACUGGCACAGGCAUCGGCGGGGGGAUCAUUCAGCACGGCGAGCUGAUCCACGGCAGCACCUUCUGCGCGGCCGAGCUGGGCCACAUCACCGUGUCUCUGGACGGGCCCGAGUGCAAGUGCGGCAGCCGCGGCUGCGUGGAGGCCUUCGCGUCCGGCCUGGCCCUGCAGCACGAGGCCAAGAAGCUGCACGAUGCGGACCUAUUGAUCACGGAGGAGGUGCCCCUCAAAGGUGAAGAGACCAUUACCGCUGCUCACCUCAUCAGCGCUGCUCAGCAUGGUAACCCCAAGGCAGAGGCUGUUCUCAGAACAGCUGGCACGGCCUUGGGUGUGGCCGUGGUGAACAUCCUGCACACGGUCAACCCCUCCCUGGUGGUCUUGUCCGGCGUGCUGGCCUCCUCCUACCAAGCGCCUGUCCAGCAGGUCAUCUCCCAGCGUGCCCUGUGCUCCGUCGGUAACGUCAAGGUGCUGACCUCUGACCUCCAGGAGCCCGCCCUCCUGGGUGCCGCCAGCAUGGUGCUGGACUUCGCCACCCGCAGGAUGAAUUGACCGCCCAGCCCAGGCCCGCCGCCACCGCCGCCUUCCAUCUUUAGCUGCAACUGAAGGGCCCGCCCGGGCCUACAUCUCUGUGUUUUCCUUUGUGUGUGUGGGGUUACCUGGACCUCCUGGGACAGGUGCUCUGUGUGAGGCCACACCAACCGACUCACCCUGCGGAAGCCCCUCUGUGACGGAUGAGAGGGCCCUUCUCUUCUGCAGGGUUGGUGCUGCUCUUUUUCGGUUUUGAUUUCAGAAACUUCAUUUUAUUAUCUGUCUGUUUUUACUUUAUCUUCUGAGUUUGGAAGAAGCAGUCUUUUUUCUUUUUUUUUUUAAAUACAUGCAUUCUUGAAGUGGUCCUGCCGCUGAAUGUUCCUCAGGGGAUUUGGGAGAGUGCGCAGACGCUAGGUUCUGCUGCUUCUCAUGGCGCAGUCCACAGUCCUGUGGCUGAGCACUGCAGUGCCGCAAUUUUCUGCACAGCUGGGUCAGCUAGGUCAGUUUUUUUUUUUUUUUUUUUUGCAUUUUUCCACCUUCUCUCCCAAUUUGGAAUAACCAAUUGAAUAUCGGUGCUCAUAAAUGGACCCCUGACUAUUAAAUCAGGAGAGAGCAGACCUCCACACGCUCUCUGAUGCAUGUCACCUCACAGCCCGCUAGUCAGGCCUGCACAGAGAUGAGUCAGAGGAAUACGCUUCAUGUGCAGCUUCACAGGCGGACUGCAGGCACCUGGUAAACCAGCACGGGUCGCUGUAGAACAAUGAGACGCAGAUUCCUCCUAAAUUAACCCUACCUAACAUUUGGCGACGCUGCCACCAAUUACGCAUGGCCUUGUGGGGCUCCCGGCCACAGUCAGGAUUCAAUCCCAGACCAGGGGCUAGAACAGCUCCGAAACCGGAUGAGCCACCCAGCAGCCACCAGCAGAUCCUCAUAAAUGAUGAGAAUUAUAAACACCAGCCAAGAUCCUCCAGCAGAAUGUUUUCUUAUACUUGAAAAAUGAAGAAAUUAAGAAAUGCUAAUUAUACUGCCCAAUGAGCAUUAUCCACAAAGUGUCCACACAAUCACCAUUCAAACUGAUGCCAAAAAAUAUGACCGGGAAGAAGCACAAACAACCUGAAUGCCGACUGCUUAGUUCUCAGCAUUGAUCUUUCUAGAUGUUUGCAGUACUUAGAGUAGUGUUUUCAGCAGCACUUUACUUGAACUACCUGAGCCUCAUAAAAAUCACAUAACAGUAAUAAGCAUGACACAGCCAGUCACAAGAGCAUAUUCCAAUUUCAGGCAAGUGCUAUAACACUGUGACAACGUAUUUAAUUUUACGAAACAGAUUUAACCCAAAUUGAAAAUGAUCUUGGCAUACAUUAUUACAAGGUCAAUAGAUUUGUAAUGAAGUAUGAUGUAAAAUGAUGUAAACCACUCUUGUGACUGUUGUGUCAUCCACAGUGUUAUGUUGGAUUAAUGGAAUAUUAUUUCAGGGAGGAGGGGAUAAUGUCUUAUUAUAUAUUCAUAUUACUGAAGGGAUGUUUUAUUGUUUUAGUAAUAUUAAGUUUAUUUAACAAACACUGGAAAACUGUCACAAUGUAAAGUUUUGCGGCUGAAAUGAUGCUGACAAAACAGUUUUGCACAAUGAAAGAAAAAUGUGAUAAAUAAUGAUAUGUCUUUAUAGAAUACAUAAAUGUCACACUUUUAAUGAUAUAUGGAUGUAAAUUUGACAUUCAAAAAUUGUUAAAAAUGU
Molecule: messenger RNA, 4032 nt
Organism: Anguilla anguilla (European eel)
Lineage: Eukaryota; Metazoa; Chordata; Actinopteri; Anguilliformes; Anguillidae
Product: bifunctional UDP-N-acetylglucosamine 2-epimerase/N-acetylmannosamine kinase-like
Exons: 12
Coding region: 69-2321 (750 amino acids)
Biological process (GO): UDP-N-acetylglucosamine metabolic process
Molecular function (GO): UDP-N-acetylglucosamine 2-epimerase activity; hydrolase activity, hydrolyzing O-glycosyl compounds; N-acylmannosamine kinase activity
Source: RefSeq, a predicted model, not a curated record